GGAAAAACACAGACAUGUAGUUGUAUGUAAAUAUCUGGCCGAUCAAUGGCCAAACUAAAACAUCGUUUUCUUUUUAUGUAGUUUUCCCUUCAUUUUGGCUUUAAUAUUUGCGGUUUAUAUUUCUCAGGCCCAUGAAGCGGAAACACUGUGCCUUAAUUUUGUCGAUCUUGCCAUUUGCUUUUGGCAAUAUAUUACUUCCUUUCUUUGAUUUCCGGAGCGCUCCAGGGUUAAAUGCUGCACCAUGCAUGGUACCAAAGUCUCCCGAGGAUUCCCCCUAUUACUUUGGAACCUCUGACUUAGCAUGCGUGUCAACAAAAGGGCGACUCCAUCUCAUCAAACGAUCAGUCAAGAUGGAAUCCGAGAAUAACAGAACGAAACGAGCGGCUCCGCAAAGACACACAAUGUCUCCCACCCACCGCUGGAUCUACUUCCGUGGGAACUUCUUCGAGUGGGGCACAGACGCCGGGAGCAAGACCCGUUUAUUUGGAUUACUAAAUGAUGCAAAGAGUUACAGUGUCAAGUCCGUACUUCCUUUUAACGGGGAAAAAUGCGAUUGGAUGAUGGAACCCGUGCCCGCGGGGUAUUCCAGCGUGUCGCUGGAGUGUAUCGUAGGGUGCACUGUUAAUUAUAAGACGCUGACCGGGGAUUAUAGCUUACUGAAUAACAAUUGCCAUCACUUCGCGAACACCAUUUCCAUGGUGUUGUGUUCGAAUAUUUGUCCAGAUUGGUGUCAACAAAUUCUGUGACAUUACCGUAUGUCCGGGAUUUUUUUUUUUCGCGUGUCCCAAAAUUUGCGAAAAAUGGGGAAAAUGUGUAGCAUUUUUAAUUUGCGUCAGUCAUUUUUUACAAUUUAAAAAGUUUCUUAUAGAAAAAGAUAGAAAAUAAGAUCAUCACGAAAAAUACCGGAUAUACGAUAAUUUUAUCAGUACUAAUUCAUAUCUUAAUUACAUGUAUUUGUCUACACUAAUAACGAAUAUAUGAUGAAUAAUUGUCGCUUAAGUUUUUCCAAAUAUAACUUUUUUGAAUUUUGAAAAUGAACACAUAUCCUCUUGCUUGUUAAUAGAAAAAUAAACAUGGACCAACUAUGUAUAAAAUUGAUAUCCUCCAAACGUAAUACAAUUGUCUGCUAUGAAUUGCACAUGUACAUGUUUAAUUAUACACGCAAUUCAUUAAUUGAAAUGAUAAAUCAAUAUACCCGUUUA
Molecule: messenger RNA, 1202 nt
Organism: Magallana angulata
Lineage: Eukaryota; Metazoa; Mollusca; Bivalvia; Ostreida; Ostreidae
Exons: 3
Coding region: 132-746 (204 amino acids)
Source: RefSeq, a predicted model, not a curated record